AUGAAUAUCAGUAUGCGCUCCAGCCAGUCCUCUUACGGGGACCCGCGGUACCUCUCAACAAUGACCGCCUCCGAUGCUCCAGCCCCGGUGCCGCCGCACGGAAAGACACUCGUGGACGGGUAUCGGGAUGCCUUGGACCCCCAACAUGAGGAGCGGUCGCGAUACAACCCACUCAACCCGGCUCACCCGCGAAGCUCGGCCCUCCUGAACGCCAACGACCCCGUGGCCAUGUACCUGUUGACCGAGACCGCCCUAGGGGAUAGCACGAACUACGAAGUCCUAUCCUUCGAGGAGGUGGAAGAACUCAAGAAGGAAGUCACAUUGCUGUCCACUCGCAUCCAAAGCACGAAACGGAAACUGGCGCUCGAAACGAAACUACGUGACGCGGCGCAGUCCCUCGGUAGACUUUACAGCCCACCCAGCCCGCGAAGCAGCGGCGAAUACGGUGCCAAUGGCGGAUCAAACUCGAACCGGAUGAGCCGGGGUAUAUUUGGUCGCAGUGGGGCUUCCGAGGCCCUCGAUAAGAGUGACUCUGAACUCGCAGUCAGCCAGCGGCGAUGCGAGGAGUUGGCGCAGGAACUCUGGAAGCUCGAGAAGAGGUCGCAGAAGAUCAGCCAGCGCUUGCUGGAGCAUACUGCGGGUAUUUUGCAGAUGACACACAAAGGUCUGAAGAAGGGUCCUAAGAACCCUACCACUUCGGAUAGCACCUAUGAUGAUCAGAAAUUCGACGACCGCAGUCUCUACCGGACAACUGAGCAUUUGGAUAGCUUUGGUGUGAACGGGAAGAUUGAGACCAAUGCGGCCGCCGCGAUGAAUACCGAGGCUAUGCAGGCCACAGAACGACGAUUGGAGGAACUAAGCGAGCGCAUGCAUGAUAUGAUGAUACAGUCCAACCCCGGUGAAUUCGUCGAUCCUCCCCCGCAGCUGCCAGGGAGUGGAGGGCCCGUUAAUCCCACAUCAACGGUCGAUGCUCAUUUGACCUAUAUCGAGAGUAGUAUGAGUAAUAUCGUUUUGCAUACGGGAGAAGUUUCUGCUCCCUCGGCUGCUCGCAGUAUUGCACCUGAGGCCGAGGACGCCUGGAAACACAAACUCACCGAAAUCAACAACCAAGUGCAAACCAUCGUUGAUCGGUUUGGUUUGACCCGUUCACCGACCUUGCCUCCGCCCCCUGAUGCGUCUCACGGCGAUGGGCUGCAAGAACAACUCUCAUACCUUCAGACUGGUGUAGAUGGCCUGGAGAGCCGAGUGGAUGGAGUACUUGAGCAAAAGAGUAUUCUCACCACGCAAAUCCAGCAGCAGCGCGAGCUCAACUCCAAGUCGGACGCCGAACGCGAUGCCCAUAUCGGCGACCUGACGGAACAGUUGACUCAAGUUCGCAGAGACCUUGAAGUAUCCGAGCGUGAAGGCAAUGCCAACCGCGACGAGCUGGCUCUUGUCAUGGGACAGCUCAACGCAAUGCGCCAGAAUGGCACUUCUCAGGAAGAAGCCAAGGCAACUCUGGUUCAGGCCGAGGGCGAAGUCGCGCGUUUGCAAAGCGUUGUUGCCUCGUUGCACAGCGAAGCUGAUGUCAGGACCAACGAAGUCAGCCAAGCCCUGGAUGCCCAGGAUCAAGCAGAGGCCGAGGUUAAGCGCCUACAACAAUACAUUGACGAUCUACAGAGAGACAACGAUGCCAAAGUUGAGGAAGUGAGUGAUGCCCGCGACCGCGCAGAAGGAGAGGUCAAACGCUUAGAGGUUGUCAUUACAUCAUUGCAAAAUGACACCAACGCUAAGAGCGAAGAGGCCAGGGAGGCCCGCGAGCAUGCGGAAGAUGAAGUGAAGCGUCUCCAGGUGGUCAUUGCAUCUUUGCAGAAUGAUAAUGAUGCUAAGAGUGAAGAGCUUAGAGAAGCCAGAGAGACCCACGGCCAUGCGGAAGACGAGGUCAAGCGCCUAGGGGUCGUCAUCGCAUCGUUGCACAAUGACCACGACGCUAAGAGUGAAGAGGUCAGAGCGGCCCGCGACCAUGCGGAAGAUGAAGUGAAGCGUCUACAGGCCAUCAUUACAUCGUUGCAGAAUGACAACGACACUAAGAGCGAAGAGGUCAGAGAGGCCAGAGAGGCCGGCGAUCAUGCGGAAGACGAAGCCAAGCGUCUCCAGGCGGUCAUUACAUCGCUGCAGAAUGAUACCGACGCUAAGAGCGAAGAGGCCAGAGAGGCUCGCGAUCAUGCGGAAGACGAAGUGAGGCGCCUAGGGGUCGUCAUUGCAUCAAUGCAAACUGAAACCGACGCUAAGAUGGGAGAGGCCAUAGAGGCCCGCGGCCGUGCGGAAGACGAAGUCAAGCGUCUCCAUGCCAUUAUUGAGACUUUGCAAAAUGACACCGAUGCUAGAGGCGAGGACGUCAAGGAAGCCCGGGACCGCGCGGAGAAUGAGGUCCAACGCCUGCAGAACGUCGUUGAAACGCUGCAAAACGAUAGCGAUUUCAGGUCCGAGGAAGUUAGGGGUGCUCGUGACCGCGCAGAGCAAGAGGUGGCUCAACUUGAAGCCGCAAUCCAACAAAUCCGGAUUCAAUCCGAUGCCCGUAUCAAGGAAGCGGAUGAUCAGCGCGCGCAAUCCGACCACAACGUCACUCGCCUGCAGAAUGAGUUGACUGAACUUGAAGGCGAGAUUGUGCGGGUCACAACUGAACUGACAAUGGCCAAGGCAGAGCUAGACGGUGCCUAUGGUACUCGAGCCGAACGCGCGGCAGAGGUGGCUUCCAAUCCUAGUGUCCAAAGGGAGAAUGAUGCUCUGGUUACUCGAAACAUCGAGCUCACUGAAGAACUGGCUGCUCUGAAGAGCCAGCGAGGAGGCGGCGAUCUUCAGCAGCGGGUGGAUACUCUUGAAAGAGAACUUCGUGAGACCCUCGAUGACUAUGAAGCCAUGACGAAGGCCAGCAUCGAGUUUGAGAAGGAACGCGAGCGCUUCGAAAGUUUCAUUGACAGUCUCCGGGAUCGUUGUGAGCAACUCGAGACACAACUGGCGGAAGAACGUAUCAGCUGGAUGAAUUUGAGUAGUCCCACAUCUAUAGGCCGCGAUGGCACUUCUGAGACGACCUCUACUAUGGUGCUCAAGAAUGAGUUCAAGAAGAUGAUGCGUGACACGCGCAACGAGAACAUGAAGAUACUGAGGGCCGAACAAGAAGAGCGUCGCAGAAUUGAAGGAUUACUGCGAGCCCUAAGAAAGGAGCACGCCCAGGUGACUGGCAAGCCAAUGCCCAGCCCAGGUGGCACUCCAUUAUGA
Messenger RNA from Penicillium hordei, 3258 nucleotides. RefSeq names its product involucrin repeat protein. Lineage: Eukaryota; Fungi; Ascomycota; Eurotiomycetes; Eurotiales; Aspergillaceae. Bases 1 to 3258 code for a protein of 1085 amino acids. The record is from RefSeq and is a predicted model, not a curated record. The transcript has 3 exons.